Hevea brasiliensis (rubber tree) is the source of this 2344-nucleotide messenger RNA. RefSeq lists its product as uncharacterized. Gene Ontology annotation, cellular component: Golgi apparatus. Bases 400 to 2076 code for a protein of 558 amino acids. NCBI's taxonomy places the organism in Eukaryota, Viridiplantae, Streptophyta, Magnoliopsida, Malpighiales, Euphorbiaceae. The transcript is spliced from 2 exons. The record is from RefSeq and is a predicted model, not a curated record.
ACCCUUCUUCACUUCCAGUUGAGACAAUUUUUUUUCACGUACCUUUUGCUUCACUUCUACCCAAAGCCAUUCCAUUCCGCUCUUUCGUCUCUACACGUUAACAUUAGAGUCUCUCUUCAAAUUCUGCUCAAUUCCAUUAGAUCUCAUCUAUCUACAGUUUCAUUUCAAUUCCGAGUAAGUUAAAUUCUUGUCCUUUUCUCUUUCUUUUCCUAGAUUUUACUCUAGUUUCUUGGCUCAUUUCAAGAUUUCAGCAUUGGCUCUUGAAGAAAUGAAAAGUACCCAUGAAUGAAUUUUUUAUAAGUAAACCUGUGUUGGGUUCUAUUUGUUUUCUAGAUUGAAUUCAAGAUCUGGGUGGAUUUCAGAAUUUGGUUCUUAAAGGUUAAACAAAAGAAAGAAUCCAUGAAAGAGACUAACCCAGCCACUGAGCCUAUAGGGCAAAACCUGAUAAAGCUAAUAAGCAACCUAUGUUUCUCAGUUUUCGUAUUCUCGGUUUUGAUAUUCACAGUUAUUGCUAUCACUUACCAACCUCCAGAUCCAUGGCUGGAAUCAGCUCCUGCCCUUACUAAACUCUUUACUCAGAGCGAAAAUGCCACCUUCAAAAAUGACAAUUCUAUCCUCAAAACUGGUGAGGAUUUACAAACUGUGUCAGCCCCUGCUGUACCACCUGCUUUAGCGAUUGAACCAAUCACUGAGCAAGUGAUUGAGAAAUCUGAGGAGAAGGUCACCAACAUGACCCUCAAGUCAUCUGGUUGUGAGAAUUUGCAGAUUGUGAAUUGCUCAGACCCGAGGGUUCUGAUAACAGUUGAGAAGUUUAAUUUGAAAUGGUUCAAGUCUAUAGUGUUUUUGGAAUAUCAAACUCCUGUUAAUGGGUCAAAGCCAGAUGAGUGUGAUGUGGCAUGGAAGUUUAGAAACAAGAAAGAAAAGUCAUGGAGAAAGUAUAGGGACUUUAGGAGGUUUAAGUUUGGAAAUGGGGAAAACUGUACUUAUAAAAUUGUGCACGCAAGUGGUUGGCAUUCAGGCAUUAAUGCAAGGAGGCAAAGGAUUAAAGUUAAUGCUACUAAGAGUGGUGGAAAAAGUCCAAAAAUUGCACCAUCAGUUCGUGAUGAGGAGAUAAACGACACAAUCCCAACUUUGGGAUCUGAAAUGAAUUUUAGGAAAGGGAGGUACUUGUAUUACUCAAGAGGAGGGGAUUAUUGUAAGGGAAUGAACCAUUACAUGUGGAGUUUCUUGUGUGGAUUAGGGGAGGCUAUGUAUUUGAACAGGACAUUUGUGAUGGAUUUGAGCAUAUGCUUGGCGGGUAGUUAUAAUCCAAGUGGUAAGGAUGAGGAGGGGAAGGAUUUUCGGUAUUAUUUUGAUUUUGAACAUCUUAAGGAGAUGGCAUCAAUUGUAGAAGAGAGUGAGUUUUUGAGAGAUUGGAAGAAAUGGGAUCGUGCCCAUAAGAAGAAAGUGCCAGUCAGGAAGGUUGUGACCCAUAAGGUGAUGCCAGUGCAACUGAAGAAAGAUAAGAGCACAAUUAUAUGGAGGCAGUUUGAUGCUCCCGAGCCAGAAAAUUAUUGGUACAGAGUGUGUGAAGGACAAGCAGCAAAGUACAUUCAGAGGCCAUGGCAUGCACUUUGGAAAUCAAAGAGAUUGAUGAAUAUAGUUACAGAGAUCAGUGGGCAAAUGGACUGGGAUUUUGAUGCAGUUCAUGUGGUUCGAGGAGAGAAGGCACAAAAUAAGGAACUUUGGCCUCAUUUGGAUGCUGAUACUUCUCCCGAUGCACUCGUUGCAAAGCUUCAAGGGAUUAUUCAACCUUGGAGGAAUCUGUAUAUUGCAACCAAUGAGCCAUUCUACAACUACUUUGAUAAAUUAAGAUCUCACUUUAAGGUUCAUUUGCUUGAUGAUUACAAGGCAUUGUGGGGAAAUACAAGUGAUUGGUACAAUGAGACAAUGCUUUUAAAUCAUGGAUGGCCAGUUGAGUUUGAUGGAUACAUGAGAGUUGCAGUGGACACUGAAGUUCUUUACAGGGCAAAGACACGUGUGGAAACAUUUUAUAAUUUGACCAGUGACUGCAAGGAUGGGGUCAAUACAUGCUGACAAGGUGCAUUAAAAUCUGUGUGCCAGACAUAUCAAUGACGUUCAAGCUGGAGUUGUUUUUGAAUAGAAAAAGAAAUGAAAACAUUUUCCUUUUUUAACUUUUUGAGCUUGAUUAAGAUGUGGAUAUUAUUGGAAGGAUUUCCUCUGCUUCAAGGCUCAAUCAAGAUCACCAUUUGCAGACGCAGUUAGUUCACACACCAACUAUCAAUACACCUACCGUGUGAAAUCAGAAUAUGGCUCCCAUUAACAAAGUUUGCUUCCAUAAAUA